UUAACUGAAGGAUUAAACCAGCAGCGUCAUCAAUGUCACUUGUACUUGCUGUCCUUGUAACAACGUUUGCAUUUGCUGUGAUGCUCAGUGGGACUCAAACUCGAGUGUUGAUGUUUAGGUACGAGCCUCGGGCUGAAGGAAUGGAUGAGAGCAGGAGGAAGCAGGAGCUGGAGAAAAUCAACAGUGAGCUGCUGAAGAAACUACAAGACCUUGACACUGACAUCAUCUUCUCCACUGGCCCUGAGUUUGGGACGGAGGAGGACUGUAUCUUUGUUGGCAUGGUCACCGAGGACGUUGAUGUUUCAGAGUUGGUGGACACAGUAGCUGCCCUCGGGAGGGACAUAGAGGAGAACGGAAGGCUACUGGAGAACAUGACAGAGGUGGUGAGGAAAGGCAUCCUGGAGGCAGAGCUGCAGCUGCAGAAGGCCAAUGAGGAGAAACUCAUAGAGGAGGGAAUGCUGAGACAGCUUCCUGUGGUUGGCUCUGUGUUGAACUGGUUCUCUCCAUUUCAAAGUUCCAUUAAGGGAAGGACCUUCAACUUGGCUGCAGGUUCCCUGGACUCCACAGAGACGACUUACUCCACCAAGGCCCAGCCAGGCAGGCCGUCCCUGCAAGAAAGUCCCACCUCCUCAUCAAAGAAACAUCCGGGUCAGAGGUUAUUCCGGCGCUCAGGGGCGGGCUCCGACUCCUUUAGUGAAACCAGCUCCAUUGGCCCAGCUGAGGAGACAACCAGAGAGGCGAGUACCACUCCCAGCGGUAGCAUCCACCCCCCCGCCUCUCCUCCUGCGCCUGAGGAGGACUCACGCACCGCAGAGGUUGUCGUACCAGAGAACAUCCAGGAGUCAUCUGUGCAGGUGCACACACAGCUGGAGGAUGAAGUGGCCUCAGAGGAGAGGCAGCCUGAAGGCCAAGAGGUAGAGCAGAGCGGGAGAUAGGAUACACUCUGUCUGCAGGUGUCCUCAACCGUCCUCUAAAUGGUACCAGCCUAACGGAUGUUAAAAGAAAGGUGUUGUUACAUUGUUAAUCUAGUGAAGGGAAAGUGGUGAUGGAGCUAGAUUGGGCUGUUUGUCUCUGUCCUAUGUCAAAGGAAAAUCCACCCGAUACUUCCAUGCUGCGAUGCUCACUUCAGUGCAUUCUAGUUAUUUAGUGAUUAGUAAAGUGUUCUGAGAGGUUGAUGAAAAGUCUUCUGCUGCACUCUAAAUAUCUUGACGGAUCAUUUCAUCCCUGAUUGGUCCUGUAUUCACAGCUAUACUAAGAAUACAGUAAACGACAGAAUGAAGUGUUUUAGGGUGGAUUUCUCCUUUAAAGGUAGGAUCUCCAUUUAAUACUCCCUUUAUCACUGAACUGGAAUUAUAGCAGCUUGAUGUUAAAGCAAUGAGUGUCACUGCAAUUACAAUGUUUCGAUUCCUCACUGUAAAUAGUCUACGCAGAUGUUAUAUAUCUAACCCAUGAAAUUACUAACUGUAAUUACUUAAAAUGAAUUCAAUCUGUAUAGGAGUAGAGUAUCAUAAUCUAUUUAAUUCAAAUAUACCUACUGAUAAUAGCAGUCGCCUGUGUCAAACACUCCCUUCAUGUUUGCAGUGAAACAAAUCUUAAAAAAAAGAACCAAAUUUAGAGAAAGAGGUCACAUUUUUAGGAAUAAAAAGUUGUAAUUAAUGAGUCACAAUAAUAUAAUUAUUAAUUAUGAGAUCAUUUUACAUAAUUAAUCAUAUUAUGAAAAUAUUUUGCAAGAUGAAGUUUUAAUGGUUCAUGAAAAAGUUAGUAAUUACUCAAUUAUAAUUUAAGAUGAAGUUGUAAUUCUAUGAGGAAAAGUUGUGAAUUUACAAACUGAAAAAGUCAUGUUACGAGAUAACAAUUUUAAUAAUAUCAUUUUAGUAAGUAUCAUUUUUGAGAACUAUAUUAUUAACCUUUAAGAACAAGCUAAAUGUUUCAUUAUUGGAUGAAGAGCAUGUCCCUGGUUUAGUUCUGUUGUUCUUAAACAUAAUAAUAAUGAACGUAAUGAGGUGCUUAUUGGUGAUCCUCAUGUUGACCUGUAGAUGGACAGACUGUUCUCUGUUCACUGCAGCGCAGUAAGACCGUAUACAUUUAGAACAUAACAGUCUCUAAAUAUUCCACAUUUUUCUCAAAAAUGACGUCUUUGUUCCCACAAUAUCAUGACCUUUCUAGUACAAUCACAACUUUAUUUUCAUAAUGUUUGACUUUUUCUCAAAAUUAUGACAUUUCCCCAAAAUACUAUGACUUCAUUCUCCAAAUUUCAAAGUUCUGUAUUAACAAUAUCAACUUUGUGAAUGAAAAUCAGAUUCCCUUCCUCAUUGCACAUGCAGCUGUGGUUUUCUGCAAAUAUAUGUUUGUGUUUGUCAGUAAUGCAACCUGAGCAGAAAGUGACUUUCUGUCACAGAGGAGCAUUGCUUCACAGGUACUCACUGUAGGAAGAUUUCUGUUCUUUGCCAAAAACAUCCUGCCAGACUUCCUGUCUGCCUUAUUAGAAGGCCAAAUAGAUGUGUGACUUUUUGGAAAUUCCCCCACCCACCACUAACGUCCCAUCUUUUUCCCUUGUCCCUUUGAUGACUUUUGGUAUAAAUAAUAACAGAUAGUACCGGCUGAUGAUGAGCAAGUUAUGUACAAUUUAUUAUGUUUCUUUGUGUAGAAGGUCACACAGUCCAAACGCUUCUCACACCACCACUGUGCUAAAUUGCAGAGAGCAGCUUUGUCAUGUUUGAGUUGCAGUCCUUCCACACUCCCAAAGGUCCCUGCUCACUUCUGGCCUUCCCAGUCCGUCUUGAAAGAAAUGUGGUCAAAUCUGUGGUCGUCAAUCCAAACUGUGGUCCUGGAUGUCACUGUGAGACACCCCACUAAGGACCACUAAGUCAUUAAAGGAAAUGACCUAUGACAUGCUAACUGCUUGUAGACAUGCCCUCAGAUCUGAUAUCACACAGAUGUCAUCAGACCAUCUCUCACAGUGUGACAUGGAACAAAGCAGAACUGUUAUCACACCUGGUCUAGAGGCCUUGAAGGGUUUUGCUUCAGCAGGAAAUGGAAGUGUGUUAUAAAUUCACAACAUGAUGGCUUCUCAUCAGUGAGUGAUUAUGAUUGAUUUCAUGCUUUUUGGAAUUUAAUUGGACUGAACGAGCCUUAAUUGGUCUGGCAGAAUGGUUUAUCGAAGUUAGAUUUGCUCUCAUGGAGGUGCCUAAAACAACCUGUAGUACUGGUGGAACAUGUAUAACGAGUUGUAAUAUGUGGAUUAAUACGAUGGGUUGACAAGGGAUUUACACAGUGAGAACCAAGAUUACAGAAGAAUCAAUUUCAUCUUUAUUGCACUUAAUCUGUAGAUAAGUUCUUGACUACUGAUCUUUAUUUCGUUUUUGACAUGGUGUAAAUGAAGCAGAAUCUUGUCGAUGAUUAUUUCUCUUAUUUAAUCCUAAUGCAAAGCUGAGUCAAUAAUGUCGCAACCUUCCGGGAACAUGUUUGAUGAAGAACUUUGAUUUGAUGUCUUGGGCCGUCCUGCCUGUCACUGUCUGAAUGAUUGAUUGUAUUUGAUAAGCAGAAUCUUUUCUCUUGAAUGUUUUCUACAAUUAGUUUACAGAAAAGAAACACUUUCACAUUUUCUGUAAAUUUUGUCUCUCAACAGAAUAAAUUCAAAGUUUUGUAGUCUUAA
Messenger RNA from Anarrhichthys ocellatus (wolf-eel), 3655 nucleotides. Its product is annotated as pyridoxal-dependent decarboxylase domain-containing protein 1-like. The record is from RefSeq and is a predicted model, not a curated record. Lineage: Eukaryota; Metazoa; Chordata; Actinopteri; Perciformes; Anarhichadidae. Bases 33 to 935 code for a protein of 300 amino acids. Gene Ontology annotation, cellular component: intracellular membrane-bounded organelle. The transcript is spliced from 6 exons.